AUUUUACUUUUAUAUCCUAUUUCCAGUAGUGGGCGUUCAUCCAGCCUAAACCAAAACAGAAGAGGGGGGAAGUCGCAGGAUUAUACCAUCUCUAAAGACACAUUUGGGGCAUGGAGAGCUCUGUAGGUCAGCGCUAAAAUUAGAAGCUUUCCUUCCGCGACAGCAGCCAAACUGCGGUGCAUAAAGUCAUGUAAACCGGGGGAUACUCUAUCACAAGGGCUGGCAGCAAACACAUGUUUCCAUGGGUGACAUUUAACGCUGGGACUAGAGAGGCUCCGUGCGUAACAGGAACAGCACUGGAUCUACUGCUGCGCAAAUAAUGAGCAUUUGGUAGUGAUUUUUGUAUUAUUUGGAGACGCCAUAUGUACACAGCUUCCAUGCGUGUCUGCAGAAAUGUCUUUUUUAUCCAUACCAAGCCAGGAGGGCCUUUUCACCACCAUUAAAAUCGACAAAUCUGCCGUGAACGCAGAGAGACACUGCAUGGACGACGAUGACGAUGAUGAAGACGAUGACAGCGAAAACGUGCACCUCAUCCCCAGAUGCUCCCCGGUGCCCAGGAAGAGAGGCCACUCCAUUUACGAUGAAACCGCAGAGUAUUUACGCAUCCAAUUGGCGCUGUCCGUGUACAAGAAGGUGCAAUUCGCCGACACAACAGGUGGGGAUCUAGUGGAUGUGAAGGAAUUUGUUGCCUUUGACUCGGACAGUGAAGAGGAGAGCGCACGGUGGGAGGAAGAGGAGGCAAAGUAUAGGAAGCCGGAGAGGGAGCCCACUUAUCAUGUGCACCCAGAGUUCAGUGCGCCAAGCGGGGGGUCCCUGCUGCAGGCUGUGCAAGCGAGCAAAGUGGAAGUGGAGCAGAUUUCCCCAGCAGAGGAUGAGCCUCUUGCUUUCAGUGGUCUGAUCAGAGUCCUGAACGUGUCUUUCCACAAAGCAGUGUACAUCAGAUCCACCAUGGACAGCUGGGCGUCCUACUUUGACCACCCUGCAGAGUACGUGCAGGGCUCUAAUGAUGGGAACACUGACCAGUUCUCCUUCAAGCUGUCCUUUGCACCUCCUUACAUCACUCACGGCUCUCGCAUUGAGUUUGUUGUGCGCUAUGAGACGUCUGAUGGAGACUACUGGGCCAAUAACUCCCACAUGAACUAUGUGGUGACUCUGCUCCUGUCCUACGAAGACGAGUUGGCUCAGAAACACACCGACAUGCAGCAGUCAAGAGGUAUCCUCAAACCUCCAAAAGCCUACAGGUAA
Messenger RNA from Notothenia coriiceps (black rockcod), 1245 nucleotides. Its product is annotated as protein phosphatase 1 regulatory subunit 3A-like. Gene Ontology annotation, molecular function: protein phosphatase 1 binding; glycogen binding. The transcript has a single exon. The record is from RefSeq and is a predicted model, not a curated record. NCBI's taxonomy places the organism in Eukaryota, Metazoa, Chordata, Actinopteri, Perciformes, Nototheniidae. Bases 394 to 1245 code for a protein of 283 amino acids. Gene Ontology annotation, cellular component: protein phosphatase type 1 complex. Gene Ontology annotation, biological process: regulation of glycogen biosynthetic process.